Cryptosporidium muris RN66 is the source of this 372-nucleotide messenger RNA. Its product is annotated as prefoldin subunit 2, putative. Gene Ontology annotation, molecular function: protein folding chaperone. Lineage: Eukaryota; Apicomplexa; Conoidasida; Eucoccidiorida; Cryptosporidiidae. The coding region runs from base 1 to 372 and encodes 123 amino acids. Gene Ontology annotation, biological process: protein folding. The record is from RefSeq and is a predicted model, not a curated record. Gene Ontology annotation, cellular component: prefoldin complex; cytoplasm. The transcript is spliced from 2 exons.
AUGGUUGAGACAGGAUAUACUAAGGAGACACAAGAAGAGAUUGUUCAACUAGAUAAGAAACUCAAACUACUAAACAAUAAGAUUUCAGAGCUUACUCAAGAUAGUAAAGAGUAUGGUCUAGUCUUAAAUGCAUUUGAGAAGGUAGACGAGAACCGACGAUGUUUUAGAGUUAUUGGUGGUGUGAUGGUUGAGAGAAAUGUUAAAACUGUUAAACCUGCUCUUGAAAAAGAAAAGAGUGCGUUAGAUAGUGCAAUUUCCGAAUUAGAGAAGCAGUAUGAAUCUAUUGAAGAGGAAAUGAAGAAUCUAAUUGAGAAAUAUAGUACAAAUAGUGCUGAUCCUGCACAAAUAACUAGUUCAUCAAGCUCGCAAUAA